AUGCCGACAUUCAAAGAUCCGGAACCACCUUUAUGCGAUUCUCCUAGUGUUUCAUUGACUAACAUUGAACUUGUUGAUAUAUUUACACGAAGCCACAGUUCACCUCAAUCACGGCUCUCACACAAAUACCCCAAUGAGACAUUGAUCUAUCAUGGCUACAUCGGGUGCUCACCAAUUUAUCCAACAGUUGCCAUAUCACUGCGCACUCUUGCAGCCUACCGUCAAAUACAUCGAACUUGCCCUCGGUUCAGUGUCCAAGCCCAAGUCAAGAGUCUCUGUUUCCUGCAUGACUCUCCCUAUCGACCAUACCUUUGCGUGCAAUUUUCAGCCGCUUACGAUAUUUAUCUGGAAAUCAUCCACCGUGUGAAUCAGCGCCUUCGCAAGGCGCUGAAACAUGACACACCGCAUUGGUGCAUGCUUAACGCAUGCCCAGCAUGCUUCUACGUGCUGGAGGACGAGCCUGCUCUAGAAUUCGAUUGGCUGGUGUCUAUAGAUGGCAACAAUAGUCUGAAACGGUGGGACUCCGCGAUCUACGGCUCAACCAGGCGUACAGAUUCUCGUAAGGCACGGUCGGACUACUGGCUUGACACUUGUGAUGUAGACAGGUUCAAAGAUGAAGUCAGAACACGACAGUCUGAUUAUGCUAUGCAGAGGGAUUCGGACGAUGACAACUGGACAGAUGAAACCACCGCAAACGAAGGUGCUGGGACAUUCACGUGCGUCAACCGGUGGCGUAAUGCCGGACCAGACACUCGCAAAAAAAUGUUCUCCGUAUUCGAUGAAUCAGGUAUUUUCAUCGCAGCGUGUCGUCAUCGAUUCGUUGUUCUGGCAUGCGACAUGGUCCGGAGUGGGGAAUUGGCUAAAUAUCCGCUUGCUAUUAUUGAGAAGCUCCUCGCAGUGUAUGGGAAGAAUGGCGGCUGUGCCUACGACAUCGGAUGCGCCUUUUCGAAGACUUUAACUAACAGUUCCCUGGGAACGCAAGCACGCGAGUUAGAUUUUCGGCUCAUGGUAGGCGCCUUUCACGGACACGCCCAUAACCGCAAAUGCCAGCUAGACUGGCAUCCCAUGUACAUUCCGGGAAUCGGACACACUGAGGGCGAAGGUUGUGAACAUGUAUUCUCGUCAUCAAAUGAGCUUGCUCGCAGUACAAGACAUGCGACCCCAUUCCACCGGCGCCAGACAAUCGAGGAGCACUUCUCGUUCUGGGACGCUGACAAAUAUGCCGCGCUCAGUGCGUAA
Messenger RNA from Suillus clintonianus, 1239 nucleotides. RefSeq lists its product as uncharacterized. The record is from RefSeq and is a predicted model, not a curated record. Bases 1 to 1239 code for a protein of 412 amino acids. The transcript has 5 exons. Lineage: Eukaryota; Fungi; Basidiomycota; Agaricomycetes; Boletales; Suillaceae.